Molecule: messenger RNA, 746 nt
Organism: Emiliania huxleyi CCMP1516
Lineage: Eukaryota; Haptophyta; Isochrysidales; Noelaerhabdaceae
Exons: 1
Coding region: 47-727 (226 amino acids)
Source: RefSeq, a predicted model, not a curated record
CAAGGACUGAGUCGAAAGCCGCAACACGUAAGUACCUCUUGUGUAUAUGGCACGCGAGACUCCCUCGUUCCGCGUCCCGGGCGCUGGGCACUGGAAGCUCGUCGCUGAGCGCGAGCCCGCCGCCCGUCCCUCGCCGUUCGGCGGCGAAACCUCGAUCUCGUGGGCGCCGGCUCUCCCUGGCCCGCACAGCAUCGGCGAGGCGCCGAGCGACGCCGGCUUUAUGCUGUACCACGUCGGCGACACGCUCUGCUUCUUUGACCAGCGAGGCGCCAAGGCGGACUCGACGGACACGCUCCAGCUGCGAGACCGCGUCCUGUGCCACGACCUCCACUGGAGCUGCCCGCCUCCGGGCGCGGGCGCUGGCUCGAGCUCUGCCAACGGCGGCGGCGGCGGCGGGUUCGGCGGCGCAUCCCUCGAGGCGCUGGUCGGCCUCUCCUCCGGCGAGGUUGUGCUCUGGCGCCCGUUCUCGCGCCGUGAGACCUCGCGUGGCCUCUCGUCGGCUGUCGCCGGAGGUGCGUGCACGCGUGACAGCAGUGCGAGCGCCUGCCCAGCGGUGCCGAGCAGCUCCGCCCUCACUCCCUGCGAAGCGCCACCGCGGUCGCGCCUGCCUGUCCAGCCGCGUGCCACAUGCCCCAUGCCCCAGGAGGCGAGGGCGCCGUCGCCGACGCUCGCUGGCGGCCUUCUCCCGAGGCGGAGUCGGGCGUCUGCUUUGGCCUGGCGGGGGUAGAUGCGGGAGGACACGCGCG